This is a messenger RNA of Marchantia polymorpha subsp. ruderalis, 2675 nucleotides long. Lineage: Eukaryota; Viridiplantae; Streptophyta; Marchantiopsida; Marchantiales; Marchantiaceae. The record is from the annotation of a GenBank genome assembly.
AGUGCUUAGGGCUGCGGAUUUGACAGCGGCGAGCAUGAAUCGCGCUCGUGCCGGAUCCGAAGUUGGUUGGAGCCUCGGUUUGGCCACCACGAAUGCUGCACCCCUUGCGAGAAUUUGAGUGAGAUAUGGUCAGAUUUUAACUGACAAUUCAUGGCUUUGUGGUGACAGUUGAGGUAAUUUCGACGCACUUUGUGAGAUGGUUUUGGUCGCUGUCGAGGGCGUCGAAUCUUUGGUGCCGGUGACUUUGGUGAAUUUUCACAGCAUGUGGAUUUGGAUUUGGCGCACGGGAUGAUCCUGGCAGCGGAGACGGGCUCAUUGAAAAGAAUUUCUGCUCAGCCAUGGAGAGUUCUUCCCCGCCGAGAGGCACUACUUCCGCUUCGGAGGAUGAUCAGCCUGAAGGGGAGGGCACUGCCGACGCUGUGUCGAGUCAGUUCCAAAAGGCUGGACCUUCUGGUAGAGACGUGCUAAAACUUGCGUAUCAGAGUCUCGGGGUUAUAUACGGUGACAUGGGAACUUCGCCUCUCUACGUGUUUUCGAACACGUUUGAAAUUCCUCCUCACAGCACGAACGACAUUGUUGGAGCGGUGUCUCUGAUUUUCUGGACCCUCACGGUCAUAGGUUUGAUUAAGUAUGUGAUGAUCGUCCUCAGUGCCGACGACAAUGGAGAAGGUGGAACAGCCGCCCUUUACACGCUUCUCUGUCGCCAUGUAAAUAUAAGUUUGCUCAUAUCCCAGCACAAGUCAGAUAAGAAACUGGCAAACUAUAAAACGAAGAAGCAUGCAAGUCAUUCGAGACUCGAAACGUGUAUGGAGAGGAGCCCAAUGCUACACAAGCUUUUACUGGUAGUCGUCAUGGCCGGGAGCUGCAUGGUGAUUGGAGAUGGCAUCUUGACACCUGCCAUUUCAGUGUUAUCAGCAGUUGAAGGCAUUCAGGUUGUGGCAACAUCGUUGCACCAGAAUGUCGUGGUGCUCAUUACCUGUUUGAUAUUGAUCGGACUGUUCGUUCUUCAACGAUUUGGAACCGCAAAAGUUGGUUUUCUAUUUGCCCCUGUUGUGCUUCUAUGGUUGGGCCUUAUCUCGGGGAUCGGAAUCUACAACAUAGUCGUUCACCAGCCCAGCAUAUUUCGGGCAUUUUCACCACAUUAUGCCAUCACCUUCCUGAUUCGCAACAAGAAGAACGGGUGGAUCAUGCUAGGGGGAGUGGUACUGAGCAUUACAGGCACAGAAGCUAUGUUUGCAGACUUGGGGCACUUCUCUCAGCGGUCCAUUCAGAUUGCAUUUGCAGGCGUCGUUUAUCCCUCUCUUGUAUUAGCAUACUUUGGACAAGCCGCGUAUUUGACCAAGAAUCCUGAAAAUGUGGCUGACACGUUUUUCAAGUCGGUCCCAAAACCUAUCUUCUGGCCCAUGUUGGUGAUCGCUACACUAGCUACCAUUGUUGCCAGCCAGGCCAUGAUAUCCGGAGCCUUCUCCGUCAUUAACCAAUCCUGCAAUCUCGGCUGCUUCCCUAGAGUGAAAGUUAUCUACACGUCUACGACAGUCCAGGGGCAGAUUUAUAUUCCGGAAGUGAAUUAUACGCUCAUGAUACUAUGCAUCGCCGUGGUAGUAGGAUUCCGAAAGACGACAGCGAUAGGAAAUGCAUACGGAAUCGCUGUGGUUUCUGUGAUGUCCAUCACAACCUGCCUUGUGGCGCUCGUGAUUGUGGUAGUCUGGCAUCAGCACUUUCUGCUGGGGAUCUUGUUUCUGGUGUUUUUUGGGAGCAUUGAGGCGGUGUACCUGAGUUCCGUUCUGUACAAGGUGGCUUCGGGAGGCUGGGUGCCUCUUGUCAUAGCGACAUUCAUCCUGUCCAUAAUGUUGAUCUGGCAAUUUGGAACUCUGCAAAAGCACAAGUUUGAUUUGCAACACAUGGUUCAUAUAGACCAGUUAGACGAACUCCUCGGAGAUUCUAGAAUCACUAGAGUUCCAGGUAUAGGGCUUUUCUACAGCGAAACCGACUCGGGCAUUCCCCCGACAUUCUCCCACUUCAUUAGCAACAUUCCUGCCAUCCACCAGGUCCUGGUCUUCAUCUGCAUUAAGUACGUGCCUGUGACCAGCGUUCUUCCGGGUGAGAGGUUCUACAUGAAACCCUUGGCCGUGAAAAACUUCUACCAGUGUGUGGUGCGCUACGGAUAUAAUGAAACUCCGUGUGCGGGAGAGGCCUUCGAUGACCUUCUGGUCGGCAAGAUAGCCGAACUCAUUAAGCAGGACAAGUACUGGCAGACGGCAGGCGUCUCCAAUUCCUCAUCGAGAGGAACGAUGUCUCCUCCAGUAGAAGCCAAAAUUACGUCUUCUACCUCGGAGAUAGUGCACCUGGCCAAAUUUGCUGCAGGGCCUCCAUCGACACGGCCCCCGAGGACAUACAUCCAGCUUUCGCCCUCCAGUCCACAUUCCAUCACCGUCAAGACGCAAGCAGAGGUGAUCAACGAAGAACUGAAGUACUUGUAUAAUGCGAAAGAGAGUGGAGUUGUUUACGUGAUAGGAUGCACCGAAGUGCAGGCCAAGCCGGGAUCGAGCUGGAGUAAGCGAUUCAUUAUUGACAUUUUGUACUGUGUGCUGCGCAAGAAUUCUAGAUCAAGUGUUAUUAUGCUCAACAUUCCAACAACUCGGCUAAUUGAAGUUGGCAUGAUUUACGAUAUCUAA